Molecule: messenger RNA, 5792 nt
Organism: Homo sapiens (human)
Lineage: Eukaryota; Metazoa; Chordata; Mammalia; Primates; Hominidae
Gene: ZNF181
Product: zinc finger protein 181
Exons: 4
Coding region: 796-2511 (571 amino acids)
Biological process (GO): regulation of DNA-templated transcription
Cellular component (GO): nucleus
Source: RefSeq, marked validated
GCUGUAGCCUCAGGCCUGACGGCGACUCCCAGGCUCCGGGACGAUUCUGGGCAGUGUCGUCCCCAGAGGUCGGCGGCCGUUGCCCGCUCACCAGCGACGCGGGGCGCCUGCGGGGACGGUGAGGCCCUGCUGAGGACUCCGGCCAGUAUGAGUCCCGGGGGCGGCGGCGGGGCUCAGGCCCUGGGUCUGCCCCGCGGUGUGACCCCGGCCGGUGCCUUGGUUUUCCUGGCCUUCAUGUCCUCCUAUGUAAACGCGGGGUGAUGACGGCGCCGACCUCUUGGCGCUGUUGUGAGAGUGAAGUGGGCGCGUGGUUAGACGCCAGCCACAGUUGUCUUUGGGUUAUGUCGUCAUGAAGCCGGCGCUCUACAGUUGUGUAACCUUGAACAAAUGGGUUCAGUAUCUUGGAAUUUCAGUUUUGUCAUCGUUUAAAAAAUAGAUCUGGAAAAAUGUGAACGCACACCGUGCAUAGUGGUGAAGACUGAACGAGCUGAUAAAGUUUUUACCAUUGUUUUAUGAGGAUUUUAUUUACAGAGUAAUUGAUUUUCCUCGCAGGUGGCACCUGGUAAAUGGUUAGCCCUUGCGGAGAAACACCCUGUUAGUUCCCAGGGAGAGAUUGGCGCCCUGGAGAGUGAUUACCAGUGUGCCUUUCCAUUAUGGUGUGUCACAGGUGCCGCAAGAUAAGCCUGAUUUUUCAUGACUGCUUUUUCCUGCCCUUCUGUGCCCUCAGGACACUGCCCAUCUCUAAGAUAAGAGCCUGGAAAGAGGACUCUGUUGGCUGUUGGAAAUUGCAGAGUAAUGCCUCAGGUGACAUUUAAUGAUGUGGCUAUAGACUUCACUCAUGAAGAGUGGGGAUGGCUCAGUUCUGCUCAGAGGGACUUAUACAAGGAUGUGAUGGUCCAGAAUUAUGAGAACCUGGUCUCUGUAGCAGGUCUUUCUGUAACUAAGCCAUAUGUGAUCACGUUAUUGGAGGAUGGAAAAGAGCCCUGGAUGAUGGAGAAAAAACUGUCAAAAGGUAUGAUUCCAGAUUGGGAAUCAAGAUGGGAAAACAAGGAAUUAUCAACAAAGAAGGAUAAUUAUGAUGAAGAUUCACCCCAAACAGUAAUAAUAGAAAAAGUUGUAAAACAAAGUUAUGAAUUUUCAAAUUCUAAGAAGAAUUUGGAAUAUAUAGAGAAGUUGGAAGGGAAGCAUGGAAGUCAGGUAGACCAUUUCAGACCAGCAAUUCUCACCUCUAGAGAAAGCCCCACUGCAGACAGUGUUUACAAAUACAAUAUAUUUAGAAGCACCUUUCAUUCAAAGUCUACUCUUUCUGAACCACAAAAAAUUUCUGCUGAAGGGAAUUCACACAAAUAUGAUAUAUUAAAGAAGAACUUACCAAAAAAGUCAGUUAUAAAAAAUGAGAAAGUCAAUGGUGGAAAGAAACUUUUGAAUUCUAAUAAAAGUGGGGCAGCCUUCAGCCAGGGCAAAUCUCUUACCCUUCCCCAGACUUGUAAUAGAGAGAAAAUCUAUACAUGCAGUGAAUGUGGGAAAGCCUUUGGCAAACAGUCAAUCCUCAAUCGCCACUGGAGAAUUCAUACAGGAGAGAAGCCCUAUGAAUGUCGUGAAUGUGGGAAGACUUUUAGCCAUGGCUCAUCCCUUACACGACAUCUGAUAAGCCAUAGUGGAGAGAAACCUUACAAAUGUAUUGAAUGUGGGAAGGCCUUUAGCCAUGUCUCAUCACUUACUAACCAUCAGAGCACUCACACUGGAGAGAAACCAUAUGAAUGUAUGAACUGUGGAAAGUCUUUUAGUCGUGUGUCCCAUCUUAUUGAACAUCUAAGAAUUCAUACUCAAGAAAAACUCUAUGAGUGUCGUAUAUGUGGAAAGGCCUUCAUUCAUAGGUCAUCUCUCAUUCACCAUCAGAAAAUCCAUACUGGAGAGAAGCCUUAUGAAUGUAGAGAAUGUGGGAAAGCUUUCUGCUGUAGCUCACACCUUACUCGACAUCAAAGAAUUCACACUAUGGAGAAACAAUAUGAAUGCAACAAAUGUCUGAAAGUCUUUAGUAGCCUCUCAUUUCUUGUUCAGCAUCAGAGUAUUCAUACUGAAGAAAAACCCUUUGAAUGUCAGAAAUGCAGGAAAUCCUUCAACCAGCUUGAAUCACUGAAUAUGCAUUUGAGAAAUCACAUUAGAUUGAAACCCUACGAAUGCAGUAUAUGUGGGAAAGCCUUUAGUCAUAGGUCAUCCCUGCUUCAACAUCACAGAAUUCAUACUGGAGAGAAACCUUAUGAAUGUAUUAAAUGUGGGAAGACCUUCAGCUGUAGUUCAAACCUUACCGUACAUCAGAGAAUUCACACUGGAGAAAAGCCAUAUAAAUGUAAUGAGUGUGGGAAAGCUUUUAGCAAAGGCUCAAAUCUUACUGCCCAUCAAAGAGUACAUAAUGGAGAGAAACCCAAUAGUGUGGUAAGUGUGGAAAAGCCUUUAGACUAUAUGAAUCACUAUACAUGUGAGAAAUCUUACAGAAGAGAAACUGUAUGAAGCAGUGGUUAUCAUGGUAAAUUUCCUAGAUUCUCCCUUAUUUAACAUUAGAAAAAUUUAUACUGGGGAAAGUCUUAUGAAUGUGGUGAAUAUAGGAAGACCUUUUAGCAAAGAUGCAGGCCAGUUUGUUUAUUAGACUUUAUACUGUAGAGAAAUCAUAUGAAGACCAUAAAUGUGGGAAAGCCUUUGUCAGUAUUAAUCCCUUAAUUGACAUAAGUAUACUCACACUAGGAUAAAACCCUGUACAUGUAGCAAAUGUGGGAAAGACUACAGACAAUAGGAAUCUUUUACAAACUCCUACAGGAGAGAAGCUGUAUGAAUGUAGAAAAUUUAGAAAUUGAGGGAAGUCUUCAGUUCCAAGUAUAUCCCUUAUUCUACAGCAGAGAACUCAAAAUGGAGAGAAAUCUCAUUUAAGAGAUGUAGCAAAGUGUUCACUAAGAGUGUUUAUCUUGGUACACAUCAGAAGAUUAAUGGUAGAACAACCUGAAGGAUUUAGGAGUUAUGUGUAAAUCUUUGCAGUCAUGCUAUUUGUAAACUGGAUUCUACAGGAGAGCAAAUAAACAUUAUAAUAAAAUAUGCAUUUCUUAGAGCAGUAGCUUGCAGUUUCAGUUGAGUUCUACUUAGAAAUUCUUUUUAGCUAGUGGGCAUGUGAAGAUAUUUAGUCACCCAGAGGAGCCAGUAAGUGUUAUAAUAUUGAAAAUUAAAGCUGCAAAAGAAAUAAAGUGAUGUUAAUAAAAGUUUUGGCAUCUAAUAAAAUCAUUUUGUAUAUCACAAACUCUUUCACUGUGACUAUUUCCUGUAAAAAAAAUUUCACUAAGAUUAGCCUUAGCGUAGCCUUUAGUGGGAGACUAGCAAACCUAGAGAAAAAUGACCUGCUCUUUAUACUAAGAAUAGCAGUAUUUUGAUGAGGAUUAUUCAGAGUCAAUUUCCAGUAGGCUUAAUCAAAUACAUUUCAAAAAAAUUUACUGAGCAUCACUCGUGUAUUAUUACACAGCGAUGGGAUAUAGGAAUCCAGUAGUUCUGAGCUUUAGUGGUGUGUCAAAGUCAGUAGGAGGGCUUGUUAAAGCACAGAUUGCUAAGUCUGAAUCUUAGGGUUUCUGUAUGAGUUGAUUUGAAUUUGCAUUUUUCAUGCGUUCUUAGGCGACACACUGUCCAGAAAGCACAUUUUGAUAACCAUUGUAAUAAUGAACAAAACAAAUCUGAUCUUUUUCUCGCAGGGAUGUUAUCUGACAAGAAAGAUGGAUAGCAAAUAAAUUUGAAAUAAUGGUUUACAAGUGCUAUGAGGACAUAACCAAGAAACAACAUACUACAAGAGAUCAGAGCAGGCUUAGCGAGAUGUGAUUUUUGAAAUGAAUCCUAAAUGAUGAACACUAAUUAUGUAAUGAGUACUACUCAUGUAGCCAUGUGCAUCCCUGCAUGUGCCUGUGCGUGUGUGUAUGCGGUGUGCUGGGUGUUAAUCUAGGUAAAGCAGACAGUCGAGUUCUGUCAUACUUGCUGCAGCUGGAUUCCACGUUCCCAUGUCUAGUUUCAGAUUCUGUGGCUUUGAGGUAGUGCUGCUGGCAGCAUCAUUGCAGCAACCGUCAUUUCUCUAUCCCUGAGUCAUAGUUACGGGAGUUUACCUUGAAAUCACUAGCCCAGAAGUGUUCUCAUUACUUUUACAGCCCACCUACCAAUUUUGAAAGCACUAAUUUGCAGCAAUAUAUGUCUUGAAAUAGUUAAGAGAGAUUUUGUUCUCUGCACUGAACCUUGACAGAUAAUUAUGUUUUGUAAGGAGGCAGGAUGGCUUCAAAUAUUCUAAGUUCUAGAUAAGAAAUGGAACAGUCUCACUGGCCCUGUGAUUAGAAUCCUAUCUUGUGAUUAGAAAGGUAAUGCAGAUCAAUUUGAUUUGGAGUGUAUGGACACUGAUGCAAGUGAAGGGGUGUGAUAUGGAUUAUGCUUCAGAUUUUGUUCUUUAUCUCAGGUGAGAGUAGUAAGAUAUGUUAUUUUAAAAAGGAACAUUAUGUUAUAGUUAUGAUAAUUCUGGUGUGGAAUGAGUGAUAAGGUUUCUGACUUUCAACAAAAUGUAUCUCCUCUGAUAUAUGUGCUACCUUAACAGAAAGCCAAAGCACAGAGGCAUAUUCCAAUAGCAAUUUGCAAGAGACAGUAGGUUUGGAAUGGGGUGGUAAACUUUUACUAUUUUGCAGGGAUUUUAUCUUUCAUUUGAUUUAUUUUUAAUCAUGAAAUUUAUAUUGAAAUUCUGUGAAACAUUGAAGGAUCUUUGGAAGAUUUAUAAUUAGGGAAGGGCCAGAUGUAGUGGCUAAUGUCUGUACUCCCAGCACUUUGGGAGACCGAGGCAGGAGGAUUGCUUGAGGCCAGGAGUUUGAGACCAGCCUGGGCAAUAUAGCAAAACUCAUUAGUCUGUUAAAAAAAAAAAUUACCCAGGUGUAGGCACACAUCUGCAGUCCUAGCUAUUCAGGAGGCUGAGUGGGGAGGGAUUGCUUGAGUACAGGAGUUUUAAGGUCACAGUGAGCUAUCAUCACACCACUGCUUUCCAGCCUGGACAGCAGAACACCACCCUGUCUCCAAAGUAAAUAAAUACAAUUAAGGAAGCAUGAUGUGGUAUCAGACAGUUGCAAGUAUGGAUAGACUGGCUACCACAUAUAUACUUAUGGGAUAAUGAGAGUAGCUUUCUUUUCUCUCAUUCUGUGUCCUUUCUCUGCUCUCCCAAGCAACUGGUACCACAGAGAUGAAGUAGUCCUAUAAUGCCCAGAUUUUGUUUCCACUACACAUAGUUUAAUGCUACCAUGUCACUUUGUUAUGAGAGGAUUCAUCGAAAUACCUGUGCUUUGUCAUUUAAAAAGCAUGGGCAUACACAUGAUAAUGCUUUACGUUUCUGGAUUUAAAGUGCCUUCACAAUACAGAACUAGGAAAAAGAAGGCCAUCUUUUUAAAUGAAGAUAGUUUUAAGAGAGCAAUAAGAGACUAUUACUUUGUUAUGAUAGAAGGUUGGGCUGAUGUCAUAAUGAUGUUAUGAUGUCACUGACAUCAUAUUAUUUCCUCAGUCAUACCUAUUAACCAUUUCUUGAGCAUCCACUAUGGGCUUAAUAGAUAAGAAACACUCCAUACCCUUUAAGAGCCCUGAGGUGUGUGUGUGUGAACAGCAUUAAACUUUGGAGUCAUGUUACCUGGGUUUAAAUCCAAGUUGCAUGAAUACUGGCUUUGUGUGACCUUGGACAAACUAUUUCACUGUGUCUUGCCUCAGUUUCUCCAUCUGUAAAAUGAUAAUAAAGCUAUCUCACAGCA